ACAUAUUUUAUAAUAUUUCACAUGUAAAUUAAGUGUCAUGGCAAAUUUGUGGUAUUUUCUACUUAGUACUUCAUUUGUAAUAAGUACUGUGAAUAAAUGUAUAUUAGCAAACCCCGCACCAUGUCGUACAUUUAAGGAGUACGUUGACUACUUUUUUGAAGACGAUGAUGUCGAAGUUGAAUUUUUCAAGUAUACCAUAGGACAUAAUAACGUGAAAAAUCUAAAAUUUGAUCCGGCAAAAAGAACUACUAUAAUUGUACAUGGAUUUAUGAACACCCAUAAAAAUGAUUGGAUUAGAAAAAUGAGGCAGAAGCUACUUCAAUGGCAAGACAUGAACGUUAUUGUUGUCGAUUGGUCUAGCGUUUUUUUGGAAGACUCGUUUGCUUAUUACAAAGAAGCUGCAAGAAAAACUGAGUUCGUCGCUGAUGAAAUUUACAAUUUCUUGAUAAAUUGGGCAAAAAAGAACAAGAAAACUCCGAUUCAAUGGCCUUAUUUGCAUUUGAUUGGGCACAGUCUUGGGGCACAUAUCGUUGGUCAAGUUGCAAAAAAAUUGAAACCUCAUGUACACGUAGAUCGAGUGACUGCGUUAGAUCCAGCUAAACCUUUUUUCAUAGAAGGUGCAGAAGGUGCAGAUUUAAAACUUGACAAAUCUUGUGCUCAAUUUGUGGAUGUUAUCCAUACUAACAGUCAUCCAAGAGAUGACACUUUUGGACUUUACGAACCUCUAGGUCACAUUGAUUUUUAUCCAAAUGGUGGUGAUCAACAAUGGCUGUGUUCUAAUGACCGAGAGGGUAGAACAUUAUCUAAAGAUUCAGUAUUUAUCAAAUGUUUUUCUCACUUGUUUUUAGGAAUGGAUUUGAGUCAGUUGUACGGUAACAUAACUUCACGUUUCUUGAAUGGCCAUAAUAUGGUUUGUGAUCAUAAUAUUUGUCCAGAAUAUUUCACUGAUUCUAUCAAUAGCAAAGAGCCUUUGUAUGCAUAUAAAGUGAAUCCACCAAUUCGAAAGAAAAAGAAUCGAUGCAGUAAUACGAAUCGCAAAAAAGGUACAUGGGUGGAAAUGGGUAUGAACGCUUAUUUGUACAACAAUUCUCGCUAUCAUGGAACCUAUUACAUCGACAUCCCAUGUUAAAAUAACUAUGCUAUAAAUUAUAAGAAAUAAAAUAUAUAAGCUGCAA
This is a messenger RNA of Nasonia vitripennis (jewel wasp), 1175 nucleotides long. Its product is annotated as pancreatic lipase-related protein 2. Lineage: Eukaryota; Metazoa; Arthropoda; Insecta; Hymenoptera; Pteromalidae. The transcript has 5 exons. The record is from RefSeq and is a predicted model, not a curated record. Bases 38 to 1129 code for a protein of 363 amino acids. Gene Ontology annotation, molecular function: lipase activity.